AUGUCAACAGGACGUCCUCUGCCUCGUCCUUUCGAACUGCCCGACCCUGUCUGUGAUACAGAGGUUGAUUUAACCGUUAUCGUAUAUGGCUCCUGCUCCAGAGAUCCUUCCGAUAUGGAGGAACGCUUCUCGAAGGACGAACAAGAACAACGCCGGUUGGAGGUAUACCUUAGACCCGUCAUUCCAGCCAGUCAAAUGUACACCGUCUCAGACCGUCGAAAUGCGAUCAGGCCCUAUGUUUUGAGCAUUCAAAUCGACUUGAAGCACAAUAGACCGUGGAGAUGUGAAUUUUGUACCAAAUUUGCACGAGAGUCGGUCUGGAUGACAAGCGAAUGGUUGCAGCUUAAAACACCUAGCAUGGUCAGCUAUGUUCAUCUGGUCUGCAAUUCAGAAAUCGGCGAAUGUGCACAAACUCUGUCUGCCAUCAACUCAGAAAUGCAAUCAUUGGCAGGUGCUCCUCCCAGACCUCUGCCUAAGCUAUCUCGGAAUGGCACAAAAUAUCCAAUGGCAGCCAGCUGCGUGAACUGCAACAACGAAGCAAAGGAGAGUCGUAAGCACUUGAAGCAAUGCAACCGCUGCAAGAUUACACGGUAUGUCGAACGCCUGGGCGUAAUAUUCACAUCUACUGGUAAUCACACAGGGCAGAGUGUUUAG
Messenger RNA from Lentinula edodes (shiitake mushroom), 654 nucleotides. RefSeq lists its product as uncharacterized. The transcript is spliced from 3 exons. NCBI's taxonomy places the organism in Eukaryota, Fungi, Basidiomycota, Agaricomycetes, Agaricales, Omphalotaceae. The coding region runs from base 1 to 654 and encodes 217 amino acids. The record is from RefSeq and is a predicted model, not a curated record.